Messenger RNA from Tuber melanosporum (Perigord truffle), 2210 nucleotides. RefSeq lists its product as uncharacterized. The transcript has a single exon. Gene Ontology annotation, molecular function: mannosyl-glycoprotein endo-beta-N-acetylglucosaminidase activity. Gene Ontology annotation, biological process: protein deglycosylation. Gene Ontology annotation, cellular component: cytoplasm. NCBI's taxonomy places the organism in Eukaryota, Fungi, Ascomycota, Pezizomycetes, Pezizales, Tuberaceae. The coding region runs from base 1 to 1164 and encodes 387 amino acids. The record is from RefSeq and is a predicted model, not a curated record.
AUGCUAGAGCUUGCGGACUGGCGACCCGAGGACAUCAAAAUCCAAGCCUCUAAGGUCUCAAACACACCACUCCUCCAGCGUCCACCACCGCCGCUCACUUCCCCACUCCCUGCUCACCCCUCAACAACGGUAGCAACACCACCCCCACCAAUUCCCAACCUCUUGAGCUGCCAUGACUAUAAAGGCGGCUACCACCCAAGUGAAUCCGCCCAAGGUCAAUUCCCCGCCCCACCUGAGCCAAUUUACACGGCAGCGCAUCUCCACCUCAUCUCCACCUUCGUCUACUUUUCCCACAACCUCGUCUCCAUCCCACCGAGCCCAUGGAUAAACACGCUCCACCGGAACGGUGUCCGGGUCCUCGGCACGUUUAUCGUCGAGCACCAUGUCGGGUCCACCGCUCUCUCCCGACUGUUGGAUAAAGGUUCGGAGGGAGAAUACAUAUUCGCGACGCAAUUGGCACUGAUUGCAGAAACCUACGGAUUCGACGGAUGGCUAAUGAACAUCGAGGCCUCGUUUCCCGGGGAAAGUUUCAGGCCGGGCGAGUUGCAGGCGUUUCUAAGAGAGCUCAGAAGCGCCGUGGCGGAAUUGGUUCCAGGUGGGCAGGUGAUAUGGUAUGAUGCACUAACAGUGCUCAACCAAGUGCACUGGCAGAACGGGCUUACUUUACUCAACGCGCCGUUUUUCGCGGUCACUGACGGGAUGUUUACGAAUUAUGGGUGGCGGGAGCCGCAGUUACAGGCUACGAGGAUCAUGGCCGACUCUAUGAAUCGGGUGCCCGAUAUAUACACUGGGAUAGACUGCUUUGGUCGGGGAUCGCUGGGUGGUGGGGGUUUCGGGGUCGGUGAGGCACUCUCCGCUAUUUGGAGGGCGGGAACAUCCGCGGCGCUGUUCGCGCCCGGAUGGACGUAUGAGCACUUUGACGGCAAGGAUUUUGAAACCGUCGAUCGGAGAUUCUGGGUCGGUGAUGGGGGCGACGUCGAGGGUAGCUCUGUGAAGCCAGUUUCGUACUUUGUCUCUGAGAAAGCAUGUGGUGGUUCGGAAUUCUUCGUAACGAAUUUCAAUAGAGGAUUCGGAAAAGGGUGGUGGGUUGAUGGAAUUGUCUGUUCUACCCCACGCGCGCACACCCCAACCCCAUGCCCUGCUGAUAUAAAAGGCUUCGUAUGAUAGAAAGUCAUGAAUAUGCCAUGGGUGCACAUGGGCGCGCAGUCAAUCCUUCCAUCCAAGAGCCCCCGGGCCACGGAUAGAUUGAAGUGGUCGUUUACCGACGAAACGGCUUACUUUGGCGGCACGAGUCUGAAUAUUUCUACUGUCGCUGGGAUCGUCACCGGGGAAGUGGUCUUCUGUCCGUUAUAUUCCACGAAGAUUACCGCGAAUGGAUCUUCCAUCCAAAUGGCAUACUUACUCCCGGAACGAUCUCCCACUGAAAUCCUGGAAGGAGAAGUAGUAGGAGUAUACUACACCUCCAGCACAACACAGACACAAGCGCUGCUACCCCUACCGCAAACCCGUGGGUCCUGGAAGAUCACCACAUUCCCACCCAUAAUUGCAGACCCCAACGAAAAGAUAAUAGAGCUGGGCAUCUACUACAAACACCCUCCCACCAUCACCGCCCCCGGAUAUAAAGUAUUAACCAUAGGAAACCUCCACAUAUCCCCAGUACCAACAAUCCCCGAACGACCGUCCCGCAUCACAGACGUAGUCUCCACGCUCGAAGAAGACGGCAGCAUAAAGCUCAGUUGGGGGGCCUACAAGCACGACUUUUCACCCGCUAUGGAGAAACUGCGGAGUGUGCCUGGGUGCUUUAGUCGGAGGACGGGGGAUUUCGCGAGUUUUCUUGUGUGGAGGGGUGAGGAGUUGGUGGGGGUUAGUUAUUGCCUUGAGUAUAAUGUCCCGGCUGGAAUGGCGGUUGGUGAUUGGAGGGCUGAUGGGGUGAUGUGGGGCGGGGGUAUUGUUAGGGGUGGUGGAGGGAGGUGAGUCGAUUCCUGGUAUACAGGGAAUGAAGGAAUGAAGGAGGGAUGGAGGGAAGGGAGAAGGGGUUGCGGGGGAUUUUUAUAUGAGGGGGUCGGAUUGUGUAAUGGGGGAUUGAUGGGAAUGAUCGUUAGCUACUGUGUCUUUGAGUUAAUAUACGAGAGCUAUGAUGCUAGUGCCGUGAAGGAUAGGCCGCAUGUAAAUAGUCAAGUUGAAGCCUCCUCAGGUGUCAGAAAACCGGA